Molecule: messenger RNA, 1746 nt
Organism: Blumeria graminis f. sp. triticale
Lineage: Eukaryota; Fungi; Ascomycota; Leotiomycetes; Helotiales; Erysiphaceae
Source: the annotation of a GenBank genome assembly
AUGAUCGUGGCUCGAGAAUUAUUCAACCAAAAUACAAACUCAUCAGAUAUUUAUCCAUCAGAUCAAAUAGUCCGGCGCGCUUGUAUUCAUUCAGCGCACAAUGGUAUGAACUCUUCGGUCCUUACGCGACCAAGUCAGGAAUUUUGCCAAACAAACUUGGAUCAACUUAAACAUCAGCCGAUUAAAAUAUCUCCUACAAGUAUGAAAAGAAAAGAAGAAUUAAUCAAUUCGUUUCGCUCUUCCAACGACACCUCAACUAUAGGUCCUUAUUCGGUUUUUACAAGGGGGUUGCCACCAAACAUAACCGAAGAAACCCUACGAUCAAUGUUUGGCUGGUCUGAAGAAUUUAUAGCAAUCAAAACCUUACCUAUUGAUCAAUCGGAGGAUUCAUCACCUGAUUCGGCUGUCAUUUAUUUCCAUACUUAUAGUGGUGCAUUGGAGGCUAAAAAUAUUCUAGAGGGGAAGGCUAACAUGUCUCGUGAUUCAUCCGUACAGGUUGAGGUUUUUUACUCGGGCUCAUUAUCAUCUCCACAGCGAUUUAGUUCAGAUAGCAUAGGCCACACGUAUCAAUCUACUUCUACAUCAUCAUCUCCAUCAUCUUCUGGUUGCUCAACUCCACGGCAGACCACAGUUUUUAAGAAGAGCUUUCAACAGUCUCCACGGAUGUCUUCAGCUAACUCGAUAUAUGUGGGAACUGAGCUUCCAAACCCAAAUGAUAGUACUUUGUAUCAAAAUCUCUUUUCCCCCCAAUCUCCUUUCGGAAAUCAUCUUAGUGAGGGAACUAGAGUUACAGGAAAAUCUUUGAUAAAAAAUGAUUACGUUGAUGACGAAGAGACGAGGGAACUUCUCAAAGAUCCAGUUGCUUAUGCUGAAAAUGGACACUCAGUACAGAGUCGACGACAAAAAAUUAAUUCUCAGGGCCCUAACCCGCGGAUAAAUAGUCUAGUUUUGAAUAUGAAUGCUAACGCAAAUACUACGCCAAGACCUACAUAUCUAACAACUAAUCCUGCAACAUCUCAACCGAAUACAAGCUCAAUGACUCCAAUUUCUGCGACUUGUUUGAACAAUAUUAGCUCGUCUAUGUCCUACCGAGCUGGAAGGCAACAAUUCCAGCGAAACAACUUCCCACUUGUCAAUCCAGCCGAUCAAAAUCCUCCUUGUAACACUCUGUACGUUGGGAAUCUCCCCAUAGAUACAUCAGAAGAUGAACUAAAGGCUAUGUUCUCGAAGCAACGUGGAUAUAAGCGACUCUGCUUCAGAGCAAAACAGAAUGGUCCAAUGUGUUUUGUUGAAUUUGAGGAUAUAUCCUUUGCUACUAAAGCUCUCCAUGAACUCUAUGGCUAUCCAUUGCAUAAUAGUAUAAAGGGCGGAAUCCGGCUAAGCUUCUCUAAAAACCCGCUCGGAGUGCGAUCAGGGCACUCAAUGACUGUUCCAACUCGGUCCAACCACUCCGGAAAUACUCGGUGCAUUAAUGGAAUAUCCACAAAUGUUCAUGGCUGCUUCUUCAGCACUGUGAGCGGUCCUCCUCCAGGACUAAACACUCCGAGGUUAGGUUCGAAUCCUCCCGGCAGUAACAUCUCGGCAUCUUCAAAAACAAACUCUGAUGGAUUAUAUGUCAGCUCAAACAAUAUAGGUUACUGUAAUACUAAUGGCUGGAUUCAGCCGGUAUUUAACAGGAUGAUGACUGGUAGUGGACAAUCAUCCAUGGCUUAUAACGGAUUUCCUGCAUCCAUGAUAGGCAGAUAG